ACGAGUUGUGAUAUCCAAUCCUUUACCGCUGGCCGCCAAAUUCAGCGAAAAUCGCAAGACGGAAAUGGCAUAAAUACACGCAACAAGCUUUCUGACAGAUACGAGCUCUGUGUCAUAAUGGCAUUGACAGCCUUGGCCAUGCUGGAUAACGGCAUAGGAGAGGAGGUGACACUUUUUGGGACUGUCACACUACUGUUACUUGCGAUGAUCCUUGCCUGGCUGUCCACUCAUGUGGCUGACAAUGGAGAUCAACUCCUGGCCAGCAUACCACCAGGUAGUCCCCAUGUGUCUCUUGUUAACCUUGGCAGUAGUAAUUCAUAUGCGAUGGGACCCACCAACACAGACCCAGCUGAAUCUCAGCCAACCUCCAAUUCCCAAGACAACAAACCAGAGGAGGAGGACCUGAUGUCGACCUGGGAAGCUAUAGAGAGUGAUGUCCUGGAAGAUGCAGGAGGUGCAGUAGCCAAUAACGAUCAGCACUUGAUUAUUCAGGGCGUGCAUAAGCAAACUGCCAUACUGGCACAUACCAGUAUGUCCCAGUCAUGCCUGCAAACUGAAAGACGACAGAAAAGGGAGAAAGAAACACCAUCAGGGGAAGUGACUGAACCUCCCAGUUCAAGCAUAACCAUUCGCCUAAAGUUUAUUAAUGAUACAGAGGAGCUGGCUACAGUCAAACCAGAGGAUACCGUUGGACUUCUGAAGAGUAAGCACUUUUCAGGACAAGAACGACAGACCAAGCUGUUCUAUAAGGGUCGGCUCCUUCAGGACCCCUCCCAGACCUUCAUGUCUCUCAACAUCACGCACAGCAGUGUCAUUCAUUGCCACAUUUCCCCGCCCCCUCCAGAGGAGCGGAGCAGAACAGAUAUGGAGCUGAGGGCAGAUGAUGGAUCCCUUGGGCCGCAUGGCGAAAAUGGUGGGCAGUCGGGAUCAAGGACUGACACCAGAGAUGCCAGAGAGCCCGGGACAGAUGCAGCUCUGAACAUGGGCAGUGUGGUGGUGCCUUUAUUUGUGGUGGCCUUAGCUGUUGCGUGGUAUUGUUGUAUCACCUACCGUCAGUUAUUUACCGUGCCUGCAACAAUCUCGCUGAUGGGAGUUACUAUAUUUUUCAGUUUCUUGGUCUUUGGCAUGUAUGGUAGGUGAGAGAUGAUGACAUUGAACUAACAAAUUGUAGACAUGUGUGCAUAGGAAAACAAGGAUGUGAGCUGGACCUGUUGUGUGAUCUUGGAGAAGGUUUCAGACUGUUUGGCACAUGAUCUUACAGUAUGCAUGCCUGCACACAAAAUGUACCUGAUGGAUUUAUGGUUUUUGAUAUUUUCUUCAGGCUACACCACGGACCUUUACAUGUGAUUCAUGGAUACAGACUCAGGAGAAAAUAAGCCUGCACAUGGAUAAUUUAUGAAAAUAGGAAAUGGUGAUUAUGUAUAUGACUGAGGUACAGGGCCAUAGUAUGAACUGGUUGAGGCAUUUUCUGGAGGCUUCUAUUCAGGUGACCUGCCUAUGAUUCAUUUUGCUGUCAUGUACAAUAAACUUCAAUUCCGCAGAAA
Chanos chanos (milkfish) is the source of this 1544-nucleotide messenger RNA. RefSeq names its product transmembrane and ubiquitin-like domain-containing protein 2. The transcript is spliced from 3 exons. Gene Ontology annotation, molecular function: protein binding. Gene Ontology annotation, biological process: ERAD pathway. NCBI's taxonomy places the organism in Eukaryota, Metazoa, Chordata, Actinopteri, Gonorynchiformes, Chanidae. The coding region runs from base 118 to 1140 and encodes 340 amino acids. The record is from RefSeq and is a predicted model, not a curated record.